This is a messenger RNA of Panonychus citri (citrus red mite), 1280 nucleotides long. Its product is annotated as circumsporozoite protein-like. The transcript has a single exon. Bases 113 to 1195 code for a protein of 360 amino acids. The record is from RefSeq and is a predicted model, not a curated record. NCBI's taxonomy places the organism in Eukaryota, Metazoa, Arthropoda, Arachnida, Trombidiformes, Tetranychidae.
CAUUUUACAAUUUCAAAUUGUCAUCAAAGUUCCUUUCAAUUAAAAUCAAAACACUUUGAUUUAUCGUUGCCACUUUUUCAUCUUAUUUAGUUAAUCGUCUCAUAAGUUAAUUAUGGUCAGUAAAUUAGGCCUUUUAACCUUAAUUGGGCUAACUUUUUGUCUCGUUGAUCCAACAAACGGACAAAAUAGCGCUGCUAAUAGUGAUUCGUCAGCAUCUUCAUCAUCAUCAUCGGCAUCAGGUACUAAUAAUGCCCAGAACAACAUCAAUGAUCAAAAUGAUAACAAUAAAAAUACAAACACUGUUAAUAACAAUGGUGCCAAUGGAGGUUCAUCAUCAACAUCAAGUAGCAACAACAACAACCCUGUCGAUAAUAAUAAUUGUAAUGAUCAAAACCCUCACGGUCGCAUCUUACUUGACCCCUAUGAAAACGGUUAUGGUGAUUAUAAGGGAGAUCCGUAUGAUCAGGCCGUUGUUGAUCCUUGGUAUCGAUCCUUAUUAAGGCAGGAAUAUCAGCUAAUCUCCGUUUCAGCAGCGAUCUCCAGCAUGGUGAUGGCUGAUUAUAUAGAUAUGAUGCGCAAUACAUUAGGACUUGGAGAAGAUGAAAAUACUGAUGGAAAAUCGAACGGAGAAACUUAUUCGAAUUCAAACUCUGGUGCUAAUUCAAAAUUUAACACGAGAACAAGCUCGAACUCUGAUUCUAACGGUAACGCUAAUACUAAUUCCAAUUCCAAUGCUGAUUCUAAAUCUGAUUCCAACGCUGUUGCUAAUUCUAACACAAGUUCGAGCUCAAAUUCUAAUUCAAACGCUAAUUCCAACACUGAUUCCAAUACGAAUACGAAAACAUACUCGCACUCUAAUUCUAAAUCUGAUUCCAACGUUAAUUCUAACACGAACACGAACUCUAAUUCCAACACUGAUUCUAACGCUAACGCUAAUGCUAAUUCCAAUUCCAAUUCCAAUGCUGAUUCUAAAUCUGAUUCCAACGCUGUUGCUAAUUCUAACACAAGUUCGAGCUCAAAUUCCAAUGCCAAUGCUAAUUCCAACACUGAUUCCAAUACGAAUACGAAAACAUACUCGCACUCUAAUUCUAACUCUGAUUCCAGCGUUAAUGCUAACUCGAACUCGAACUCGAAAUCUAAUUCCAACGCUGACUCUAACGCUAACGCUAAUACGAAUGCAAAUUCUGUCAAUUAGUUUAUUUACUAAACCAAUAGCCUAAUCAAUAUGAUUAUAAUAUCAUAAUAAAUCACAAUUAAAUUAAAUAAUAACAGGUUAUAAA